Molecule: messenger RNA, 2100 nt
Organism: Talaromyces amestolkiae
Lineage: Eukaryota; Fungi; Ascomycota; Eurotiomycetes; Eurotiales; Trichocomaceae
Exons: 3
Coding region: 1-2100 (699 amino acids)
Cellular component (GO): mitochondrion
Source: RefSeq, a predicted model, not a curated record
AUGAAAGCGGCCCUUGUGUUGCGCCGUCUGUGCCUUCGGCGCGGAGCAAACCACACCAUCGGCACACCUCCGUCUUUACGAACGUCAUUACGGGCCCUUUCUACAAACACUUCCCCUCGACUGCAGCCGCAGACAUGGCAUCGUCAGCUAUCGCGACGAUGGAACAGAAUAGGCAGAGGGAGAGUCCCUAUAGUCGGUUCGGUCUUGUUUGCGGCCGCAUUGGGUCCCGGUGCGUUUAUGGAACUGGCGGAGCAGAAUGGUGAAGAAGAGACCGGGGAGAAGCAUAUGUUGGAAGCAUCGCGGCAAGAGAUACGAAAGACAGUUUCGGAGGAUGCACGCGGCUUCACUCGACUCAAGCAAGAGGUUUAUGUUUUCUUCUAUUGCUAUGUGUACGAGCCUAUCGCAACUGGCUUCAGAUUUCUCCAUCUUACCGUCAUAUUCUUGCCGGUUUUGGUGUCGGUUCCUGUAAUAUGGAUUGGCAGCCGGAAUCCAGACCGCAACAAUCAGCGAUGGGGGACUUUAUGGUGGUUUGAUUUUCUGGUCAAAUCGAUGGAAAGGGCCGGUCCGGCGUUCAUUAAGCUCGGCCAAUGGGCAGCGUCUCGAACAGAUAUUUUCCCUCCCGAACUAUGCGCUCGAAUGUCCUCUCUCCACUCACACGCACCGGCACACUCUCUACAUGCCACGAAAAGGAUUUUAUGCAAAGCCUUCAAUGGGCUUCCGUUUGACGAGAUAUUCGAAGAAUUUCAGGAAGAGCCUCUAGGUGUUGGAGCUAUCGCGCAGGUAUACAAGGCAAAAUUGAAGCCGGACAUUGCAGCACAGUACCAAGAGGAACUACAAGACAUGCCAAAGGAUUUAGCGGCCAGGGUACGAAAGAAUGUCGAUGUUCUGGUCAAAAGCUCACCUCAACGGGUGCCUUCGUCUUAUGUUGCUAUCAAGGUCCUACAUCCGAGAGUGGACGUCACUGUUAGGAGGGACUUGAACAUUAUGAGCAUUUUUGCACAUGUCAUCAAUGUGAUACCUACCAUGGAGUGGCUAUCGCUACCAGGGGAAGUUGAGCAGUUUGGCGAAAUGAUGAAGUUGCAGCUUGAUUUGCGAAUCGAAGCUACCAAUCUGGUGAUUUUUAGAGAACACUUUAAAUCACGCACAACAGCCUGGUUUCCUUAUCCUUAUACAGAAUAUACUACUAGGGAGGUCCUUGUAGAAGAAUUUGCGCAAGGAAUUCCAUUGUCUGUUUUCCUUGAGAAGGGCGGUGGUGUCUAUCAAGAGGAAAUUGCAGACGAGGGACUUGACGCCUUUCUCCGCAUGCUGCUCAUUGAUAACUUCGUCCAUGCUGACCUCCAUCCCGGAAAUAUCAUGGUCCGCUUCUACAAGCCCAAUCAGCUAGAUAUCUCUCUGAAAGCGCCAAAGCGCGCACAUGAAGCCACCUCGAGUGCUGAACUAGAUGUCAAUGAACAAGUACUACGACGUCUACGACCUCACACGAAAGACUCCGAAGCUUGGAAGGCUGCUCUUGCAGAAUUAGAGCGUGAAGGAUACCGGCCUCAAUUGCUUUUCAUCGAUACAGGUCUUGUCACCCAAUUAAAUGACAAGAACCGACGCAAUUUCCUGGACCUUUUCCGCGCAGUUGCCGAAUUCGAUGGAUACAAAGCAGGUCAUUUGAUGGUUGACCGUUGUCGUCAACCGGAAGUGGUGCUGGAUCCGGAGAUCUUUGCAUUGAAAAUGCAGCAUCUCGUAUUGGGCGUCAAAUCAAGGACAUUCGCCUUGGGUAAUAUCAAAAUUGGCGAUGUAUUGAGCCAGGUGCUCCAGAUGGUCCGAGAGCACCAUGUGCGUCUCGAGGGCGACUUUGUCAACGUCGUUAUAUCUAUAUUAUUGUUGGAAGGAAUUGGAAGGAGCUUGGAUCCUAACUUGGAUCUAUUCAAGAGCGCCCUUCCAAUCCUACGCCAACUCGGUUCAGGCACAACACUGCUACAAACCGUGUGUCACGGUGACACAUCCAUGCUCCGGGUAUGGGUUGGUCUUGAAGCACGCACAUUCCUCCAAGCCAGUUUGGAGAGUGCCGAAAUGUGCGUCAAGUACGACAUGUUGGCGCCGAACAUUUGA